UGGAACAACAUGUGUGCGCAGCGAUGGAAAGAUAGAAAGAAUCCAGACAGAGAAGGGGAAAGCCAGGGAGCACAGCAGAGAUCUGAGAGGAGACAGGAGAGAAGCAGACAAGGCAAGCCAGCUGACCGACUGGACUGACUCCUGAAAGGCUACAGAGACUGAUUCAGGGUUGCAGAGGUUGAGGAGACAGAAAGAAGCCACCAAACUGGAUCAAUAGGACGAGACAGAGCAUGGAUGGAAUGAUAAGGACAGAGUGAGAGAGGCACUGACAGAGUAGAAAAAUGAGGUAGAAAGAGCAAAAGUCUCCAGAAGGGUGGAAGAAGUGGCUGAUGGAAAGACAGAGUAGGAUGUAAGCCCGACUGGAACAACAUAAAAGAAAUCAAAUAGAAAUCAGUUCUGAUGGAGUGACAGAAAAGGCAGAAGGUGACAGAUAGGCUGGAAGCCUCCCGACAGAUAGGAAGAUGGCAAGAAGACUCUAGCUGGAGCAACUGGAGGAGGUCACCCUCGAUGAGGUGUGAUGAGAGAGGCCAUCAGGACUCUGAAGACUGAGACCCAGAAGAGUGGGUGACAGAGCUUGAGAGGGACCGCUCUCCCUCCACUCCCACCAAGGGAGUGACAGGGCAAUCCAUCUCAAACAGAGCCACCACAGAAGUCCUUCAACUCCAAAGGCAUUCGAAGGGGUCCUCCCCUUCCCUUGGGAAAAGUGAUAGAAGGAGAAUUUGCUCCACGUGGGCAGUGUGGAAGAGCCAGGCCUUGGGGUCAGCAGUUUUGCCCCCAUGGCGCGGGCUCCGCCUUCACCCCUGACUCCCAGCAACAUUCCUCGUAACCUAAGCUACAUUGCAGGCUUGUACGAGCGAGCAUAUUACCGUACGGCCCGGCCAAGCCUGGCUGAGGAUUCGGGAACCGAGGGCUCCGAAUCGGAGUCGGAGAGCAGGCCACGGAGCCGACCCAGGAGACGCCGCCAUCUCUUUGGAGGCCCCAAGAGAAGGGGGAGGCGCCGAACUCGCUCCGCCCCAGCCCGGGGCAAGAGCAGAGGGGCCUCACGCAGCCACAGCCCCAGGACACGCAAGAGGGUCCGUUUCGCCGACUCCCUGGGUCUAGAGCUCACCAGCGUCCGGCAGUUCUGGCCCAACGACCUUCCACAAGUGCCGGAGCGGGUCCAUAACCAGCUGAGGCGUGACUCACUCAGUCACUUUGCCCCUUGCCUGCCCUUUUACCCACCAAUGAAGGAACCUUUCAGCCUCCGCUGCCUGUUGGAACCCACUUUCCCAGACCCGGUGUCCAUGCCUGAUUUCUCACCGCGCCUCCUGGCCCAGUGCGUGCUGCUGGAAGGUGUCCGGGCUGAGGGCUCCUGUGUGUCCGGCACCAUCCGAGUGCUCAACUUGGCCUAUGAGAAACGAGUCUCUGUGCGGUACACCUGGGAUUCCUGGGCCACACAACAUGAAGCUCGGGCAUCCUACGCCACUGCUGCAGGGCGGGACAGAGACCACGCUGACCGCUUUGCCUUCCGCCUGCCACUUCCGGUACCAAUGGCCCUGGGGGGCAUCCUAGAGUUUGCUCUGUGCUACCUUGUGGGUGGGAAGGAGUUCUGGGACAACAACCAAGGUCGCAACUAUGUUCUUCGGCCCCCACCCUGUGUGGAUGAGGAGGAUGAGCCCCCCAGCCCCACUAAUGAUUGCUGUGAGACAGGAUGGAUACACUUUCUAUAGGGGGUCAUUCAGACUAGUGAGAUCAGAAGAAGGCAAAAAGUGAAGGAAAGAAUAGGGUGGAGAGAGAAACUUGCCCAGUGUCCGAUACAGUACUCCUUGCCAGGAGUCAAAGGGAUAAGAUAGACUGCCACUAUAAAUAACCAUAUGCUGGAAUUUGCUUAAGGCAAUCUGGGCUUGACUACAUGCAUAGUGAGAAGGGAAGUCACCCCAUGGCAUUUCUCCCACCUCUGCCAAGGGCACGUGAAUCAGUAUUGUUCCAGUUUUACAGAUGGGAAGCAAGAGGCUGAAAGAGAGCGAUUUGAGUCUGCAGUAAGCUAGGAUUGGAACCCAGAUCUCCAGCAUGGUCAUCCAGCAUUGCUCCAUUGGGCCAUUAGGGGGCAUUUGGGACUGAGCAAAACCUACAUAAAUAUGGCGGAUGGUUUUUGAUACAAAUGUACAAACCCUAACCCUAACCCUAACCCAAACUUGCAACUUGUAUAUUGCAACAAAACCCAUGUCCAUCUUAAGGUUCAUCAAUAUAUUCACUCUCUUUAGUGGAAUCUUUCCGGUGCCUUAUACUGAGAUAGAAAAGGGCCAGCUAAAUGCAUCUGAAUAUGAGAGGAAGGCAAGGCAAGGCCCAGCUUAGAGAAAUGGCAACCGAACUAGCCCCGGUGAAACAAAAGAGGGUCUCCACUUCUAUAUACUGCCACUCACAGGUGGAUCUCUCUGACAUUGACUGUUACCAGGUGCUAGAUCACACAAAGAACAUUCAGUUAUCAUCAAGCUGAGGAUUGGUCCAGACAUGCUACCUUUCCCCCAUCUUCCUCCUGCAUGAAUAGAAGGGAAAUGUGGACAGUAUGAAUGUUUUUGGUUGCAUCAUGGAUGGUUCUCUCUUCUUGUGUAUUCCAGACUUGUGAACACCUGGUUUUAAAAAGUCAUGCUUGUGCCUUGUGCAUGUUUUCGCACAAUGAACAUGGACCACUU
Hemicordylus capensis (graceful crag lizard) is the source of this 2672-nucleotide messenger RNA. RefSeq names its product protein phosphatase 1 regulatory subunit 3E (gene PPP1R3E). Gene Ontology annotation, molecular function: glycogen binding; protein phosphatase 1 binding. Bases 777 to 1709 code for a protein of 310 amino acids. Gene Ontology annotation, biological process: regulation of glycogen biosynthetic process. Gene Ontology annotation, cellular component: protein phosphatase type 1 complex. The transcript is spliced from 2 exons. Lineage: Eukaryota; Metazoa; Chordata; Lepidosauria; Squamata; Cordylidae. The record is from RefSeq and is a predicted model, not a curated record.